Messenger RNA from Cuscuta epithymum, 1057 nucleotides. Lineage: Eukaryota; Viridiplantae; Streptophyta; Magnoliopsida; Solanales; Convolvulaceae. The record is from the annotation of a GenBank genome assembly.
GCGAAAAAUACCACCGGGAAGGGCCCCAAAUGGAGGAGGCCGGACGGGGGGAGUGGUCCGGCCUGGCCGGACCUGAAUAGUUGUGUGUGUGUGUGUGUGUGUGUGUGUGUAUAUAUAUGGAAAUUUCAACGGAAUGAUAUGGAUUAUGGAAAUUUCCUGUUAUGGAGGCAUGAUACAGGAAAAAAAAGCUUAAUUGAUCUUUUCAGAAAGAAUCUGCCUGGAAUCAUUUGUUGGUUCAUCUGGAAAACCUAUUCGAGUAUUAUUUGGGGAAAUGGAGGAGACAGUCCCAAUCCUGAUAAAAUUAUCCUUCAAAUUAAGCUUUACACUCAAACCUGGAUUUCUGGUAUUUCUAUUUCAACAUACAGAGAAAUUGGGAACGUUUUAGCGGAUGAAGGGCUUAUUCCCAGAAAUUUUACAAAUCAACAUUUUAGGAUGCAGAUAAUCAAGUGGGUCAAGCCAAGAAAAAAGUGUAAGCUUAAUGUGGAUGCUAGCUACUUAUCUGGGAAUGCAUUUGGCGGAGCUAUUAUGCGUGAUGAAAAUGGAGGUUUGCGGUCGGCGAUCAGUUUUCCGGUGCAGGCUUCAUCUCCCUUGGAUGCUGAACUCCGUGCGAUAUUCUUUGCAGUAGAUUGGGCGAUUGACCUUGGUUUUGAAAGCUUUCAGGUAGAAACAGAUUCAGCUCUUGCUCUGAAGUAUAUCGAGGGUAAGGCAGGUCGCAGAUGGGAAGAUAGAAUUCAGGCAACUACACAGAUUUGUUUUAGUAAGCGGAUCACAUUCAGACAUACCUUGCGGGAAGGUAAUUGGGCCGCUCACCACUUGGCCCAAAUUGCAGUGGACAGUCCGAAAAUUUACUCUCAGAUUGAUCAGCUUCCCAUUUUUGUUAAACGUUCUUAUUGGAUGGAUUUUUAUGGCAUUCCUUCUUUUAGAUACUGAACUCUUGUUGUUUUAUUAUUUAUCGGGUAAGGUUUGGUCCCCUCGAAUUUCUUUGUACUGAAUUCUCAUUAAUAAAACUUGGUAAAUGUUCCCCUGGCAUUUACCCCACUGAUUUUGGUGGUUGACC